GAAUAAGUAAGGUUAGGUCAUUCUUACUUAACCUCUAAGUAGCUGAUGGAAAUUUCAUUUUAAAUUCAAUGAAAUAAACAAAUAUGUUUCGAUAUUGUUCAACUUCUACCUGUCAGCAUUUCUCUCGAGCUUUAAAAACAAUCUCAGAACAAACAAAAAAUCCCAAAUACGAUGGAGUGGUUGAACAGUGUUUGCUAAAUAAAAGUCCUAGGCUUUGGACAAAAUUAAUCAGAAACAUUUCGCAAUAUCGCCCCAAUGAAACAGAAACAACUUCCAUUGACACAAACGAACCAAAAAACCAGAAGAUUAAAACAGAAUUAAGUAAAGAAUUAUUAAAACUAUACACAAAUGCACAAACGACGUUCUCGAAAAAGAAGACUCUUCUAUGGUCAUCGGCAGCCGCUGUAUCAGUAUCUGAAAGCAUCCCCACAAAUACAGAUGUAUCUAGUACUCUAACGGCAUCUGACGCAAAAGUUGAACCUGCAAUCGAGGCGAAAACCGAGCCAGUAGCUCCUCCAGAAGCCGCUUCUCCGCUUCCUGUAGAACCCAUCCCGGAACCUCCGAGCGUUCCGACGCUUCCCGAAGGCUUCGAGGAUCUCGUCACCCAGUUGAGCGCUAACGGGGAACCCACCCUCGCCUCGCUAGGAAUGGGGGGCUACACCCCAGUAGGAAUGAUACAGAAUUGUUUGCAGUAUCUGCAUUGCGAUUUAGGGAUGGAAUGGUGGGCUGCGAUUGCACUAGGUACGUUAGUAGCGAGGAUCUUGAUGUUCCCUUUGGUGGUGAUAGCGCAACGGAACGCUGCGAAGAUGAACAAUUACCUUCCGCAGGUGCAGAUUCUGCAAUUGAAAAUGACCGAGGCCAGGCAGUGUGGUAAUCAGUUCGAGGCGGCUCGUUAUUCGCAGGAAAUGAUGACGUUUAUGAAGGAAAAAGGGCUGAAUCCUUUGAAGAAUAUGAUCGUUCCUUUAGCUCAGAUGCCGGUGUUUGUUUCGUUUUUCGUAGGACUACGAAGAAUGGCGAAUCUCCCGGUGGAUAGUUUAAGAACAGGAGGAAUGUGGUGGUUUACCGAUCUUACCUUACCCGAUCAGUAUUUCAUUCUACCUAUAAUAACCAGUGUUACUUUAUAUGCUACCAUCGAGCUGGGAGCAGAUAGUGCUAAAUUAUCGGCGCAGAACAUGCAAAUGAUGAAAUACGUCCUGAGGGCUUUGCCCGUUGUCAUUUUACCGUUCACCGUUAAUUUUCCGGGCGCUAUUUUGUGCUAUUGGGUCUCCACUAAUUUCAUAUCUCUAGCUCAAGUAGGCAUUUUGAAAUUGCCCAAAGUGAGGAGGUACUUUAACAUAGAAGCGUCGCGUAAAAUCGAUCCGCAAGAGUUGCCGGUGAAGCCCAAAGGAUUCAAGCAAGGAUUGAAAGACUCUUGGGAAAAUAUGAAAAUCGCGAAAGAGUUGGAAGAACGAAGGAAAUUGGAUGAGUUGUAUUUCCAAAGAGCUGGUCGAGGACCAAUGGUUAAAACGUAUAAACAUAAUCCAACAAAACAAACAGACUCUACUAAAACAACAACAACAACACCAGUAUCGGCAAAAAGUAGAUAAAAUGUAAUAAUAAUAUAAUUUCAGUUGUUAAUAAAGCAUUUAUUUUGUUCCACCCGAAUCCCAUAUUCCGACAAAGAACUGUAGACUACAUUGACGAGUAGUAAGUUUUGUUUUCGUUAUUUAAAC
Phyllotreta striolata is the source of this 1712-nucleotide messenger RNA. The record is from the annotation of a GenBank genome assembly. Lineage: Eukaryota; Metazoa; Arthropoda; Insecta; Coleoptera; Chrysomelidae.